AUGUAUGUUAUUAACCUCAUUUCAUUGGAUGUCCUCAACUCACCUAAGCAGAGCUUUCGCGUUAAGUUCGUCAACGCGGAGGACAUGACUCAGAAUUGCAAAUUCGUUCGAUUCCUGGUCGACUGCGGCUCUGUGCCUAAUAAUAGACAACCGGGGUUCCUGAGUCGGAUGUGCGCUUUGCAAGAUUGGGGACCAGACGAAUACGCAUUCGCCGUGUACUUGAUCAACUUGGGUGGUCCUCUGAGGGUUAUACCGUAUUCUGCUGCUGGAAAAAGGAAUAUGAGAGGCCUUCUCGACAGAGAUGAUGAGCUGGUUGAAAUACCGGAUAUUGCGAAGAUUAUUCUGCGAAAGUCGGAGGCCGACCUCCGGAAAGCGUUGGAAUCCGGCUCUGCAAGACCCAAUGACUGUCUACAAGGCAUAUCUUCGCUGGCUCUUGCUAUUGGAUGGCCAGCUGGUGUACGAAUUCUUUUGGAAUUUGGAGCAGAUGCCACCAAAUUCGCUCUGGGUUACUCGCCGUCCAGGCCCUUCCAUGUAGAUGAUACCGACUGUGAUCUAUACUAUCAUUCGGUGGUACCUCUACUUCAAGCCGGAUGUAUACUUGAAUCACUCGCUGCUUUCUUUGUAAAUGGUGGUAGUGAAAGUGAGGAGCAAAUCCCUGACGUCCAUGCCUUUCAAAUAUCCACCGAAUUACUCACACAAGGCUUGAAGGUUGAGCCCUCACUACAAGUCCGCAGACAAGACUCUCGAUCGAUAUACCAUCAGCGUAUCGAGGACGUGGAGGCUUGGGAGGAGCUCUACAAACUUGGAUUUCGAGGUAUCGAUGCUCCGGAUGCAAAUGGCCUCACGCCCUUGAUGUAUCAACUCACCUACUUCAUCGAUUUUUCCAUCGGUGUGAGCCGUGGUAUCGAAUGCAUUAUCUGGCUAUUUGAAAAAGGGGCGGGGUUAACCAAAACUCUGCCCCGUUCUAAUGGGACGGUCGCUCACUUGGCCAGCUCGUGGGUGAUUGACGAGAUCCUACAUAUAAUCUGCAUGGACAAUUAUGACAAUUCUGGUAGAUGGCUGGGAUUGGAGGCAAGAAUUACAGCAUACAGUGAUGCUUUGUUUCUGGUCCCCUCGGUUCGUGAUCGUUGCGUCUGCGCAUGCUGUCCCAGCGGAUGUACCACUUUCUCAGUGGCACUGCGAAGUUCCGUUCGACGUUUAAGUUUUGGUAUAUUGUCGUUGAAAAAGUCGACAGAAUUGUUUCGCCAGGUCUUUCAGUUGCUUGUACAAUGGACUGAAGCCAGACCUGCAACUGGUCAUAUUAUCAUCAGGUCUCUCACAUUCAAUGCUUUGGACUUGAGGCACACAUGUUGUACAGAGAAUGACGAGAUAUAUCCGUUUCUACUCAGGCAUAUCCAAGAUCAACAAGAGGUUGCAGAUAUCCGAGAAGAAGAUCAUCAUCGGUAUCCUGAACUCGAGCGACUUGUCGAUGAAUUGGGUGGAGACUUCGACCAGCUUGGCUUGCCUAUCAUGGAGUUUUUGGACAAUCACUGGCAUGGCCGCAUGGUCGAAUAUCUCUCAAAACCUGGCUCCUACGAUGAAAAGCACAUCCAGGAGACAAUGAAGCUUGGUAUUUUCCUGGAGCCGCAUGAGAUCAACAUUCCUGAUGUUGUCUAUUACUUUGGCAGUCAGGUUGAGCAAGUCACAUCAGAUAACAACAGCUAA
Molecule: messenger RNA, 1704 nt
Organism: Penicillium subrubescens
Lineage: Eukaryota; Fungi; Ascomycota; Eurotiomycetes; Eurotiales; Aspergillaceae
Exons: 3
Coding region: 1-1704 (567 amino acids)
Source: RefSeq, a predicted model, not a curated record